Beauveria bassiana ARSEF 2860 is the source of this 1629-nucleotide messenger RNA. RefSeq names its product penicillin-binding protein. The record is from RefSeq and is a predicted model, not a curated record. NCBI's taxonomy places the organism in Eukaryota, Fungi, Ascomycota, Sordariomycetes, Hypocreales, Cordycipitaceae. The transcript is spliced from 3 exons. Bases 1 to 1629 code for a protein of 542 amino acids.
AUGGUGUCAUUGAGAAGCACUGUCCUGGCGUUGUCCAUAGCCGUUGCGCACGCGGCUCAACGCAGCGAUAGCCAGAAGCCAAUUAUACAAAAACACCAAGAUUUACUGAAUCCACUCAAUGACACAUUUGCGAAGUUGGUUCAGGAGUCGCUUGAUGUGUGGCACGUCCCCGGCAUCGCGGUCGGUGUCAUUGACGGUGACCACAUUUACACCGAGGGUUACGGCUACGCAACACUUCCGGACGUGCGUGCCACCGCUGACACGCUGUGGUACGGCGCGUCGACAUCCAAGGCGCACGCCGCGGCGCUGCUCUCACAGCUCAUCCAUUCGGGCAACUACAGCCAAUUCCCGCUCGGCUGGGAGACGACCAUCUCGUCUAUCAUACGAGACGACUUUGUGCUACCGAAUGAGUGGGCGACGGCGCACGUCACGCUCAAUGAUGCCGCGAGCCACCGCACCGGCAUGGGCCGGCACGACCUAGCGAUGCACCACCUGCGCAACGGCCGGCCCGAGACGCCGCGAGACGUGGCGCGGCGUCUGCGUCAUCUCGGAAUGACGGCGGAGCCGCGCGUGCGGUAUUCGUACUGCAACUUCAUGUACACGACGCUGGGCCACGUGCUCGAGACGGCGACGGGCGCGUGGCUCGGCGAGGCGCUGCGGAUGCGCCUCUGGGAGCCGCUGGGUAUGGCGUCGACGUACUUUGACGUGGAGGACGCGCUGCGCGCGCCGGAGCACUUUGCGGCUGGCUACGCGUGGGACGAGCGCGCGGGCAACUACACGACGGUGGACUACAUGUCGGUGAAGGAAGUCGGCGCGGCGGGCUCGGUCAUUUCCAACGUCAAGGACUAUGCGAUAUGGGUCAAGAGUCUGCUGGACAAGAGCGGGCCGUUAUCGGCGGAGACGCAUGCGGAUAUCAGAAAGCCCCGAAUGCUGGUCCUUGAAGAGCUUAAAGACAGCUUGGAAGCAAAGACGUACGGCCUUGGCUGGAUUCGCGAGACCAUCCAUGGUCAUGUUGUGUACCAGCACUCGGGUGGCAUGCAUGCAUAUGGCGCCGAGGUGUUUUGGUUGCCCGAUAUCAAGUUCGGCAUUGUUGCUUUUGGCAACACUGCCAUUUCGUCCAACUUUGUGGAGCUCGAGGUUGUGUACCGCCUGAUAGAGGACAAGUUGAACAUUCCGGCUAAGGAGAGGAUCGAUAUUCGAGCUAGAUCGAUGAAGAUUAGGGACAGUGUGUUGACAAGAGAAGAGGCCAUCAAGUUGCUCUUCCCGGACCGGCCCGAAACGCCGCAGCUGGGAUCUUUUGACGUCGGCCAGCUUGUUGGGCACUACAGGGACGAAGGCUGGGGCGAUGUCGUCUUCACAGUGUCGCAUGACCUAGACAUCAACAAGACUGUUCUCAUUGCGCCGCGAGAGGAGGCCACGUUCAGGCACACCUUCGUCUUGGAACACAUUACGGGUGACUAUUGGCUCGUAAAAGCCGCCAUGCUGGGCAACAGUCGCUACACCGAAGAGUUUUUCAGUGCGAAAUUCGUGGCCGGGAUCGAUGGAAAGCCCACGACGAUGGAACUGGACACGGCUCAAGGUGCCGGAGACCCCGGCGAUGGAAUCAUUCGGUUCGUCAAGUCGGAUUGA